GGACAAACAAUUAGUUCUCUCGCUCGGGAUUUUUCUUUACCCUAAUGCUUGGCGAGGAGGCGGCGGCGCAUGGCAGCGAAUUUCUGGACGUCGUCUCACUGCAAGAGGCUGCUUGAGCAGGAGGAGAUUUCAGUGGUUUCUAACGACGAUCGCGACCGUGGCCUCACGCAGGAGGAUGUGAAGAUCAUCAAGAUCUACUUCUCUUCUUACAUAAAGAAAUUGGCACAGCGUGCAAAAGUUCGCCAACGUGUUGUGGCGACAGCGAUCGCAUAUUUCCGACGGGUUUACACCAGGAAAAGCUUUUCAGAGUAUGAUCCUCGGCUUGUGGCACCGACAUGCCUGUACCUCGCUUCAAAAGCCGAAGAGAGUACCGUUCAAGCCAAGCUUCUCAUAUUCUACAUGAAACAAAUCGGGUCAGAUGAGAAUGGCUUUCGCUACGACAUCAAAGACAUCCUGGAAAUGGAAAUGAAGCUCCUGGAGGCGCUAGAUUACUACUUAGUUAUCUAUCAUCCUUACAGGCCGCUUGUCCAGCUGCUGCGAGACGCUGGCCUGUCGGACAUGAUCGAGAUGUGCUGGUCCAUAGUGAACGAUUCGUAUGGAACCGAUCUCAUACUGAUGCAUCCACCGUACAUGAUCGCUCUGGCGUGCAUCUACAUCUCGUGCGUGAUCAACGAGCGGGACAAUCGCCUCUGGUUCGAGGAGUCGAGGGUGGACAUGACCGUGAUCAAGAACAUAGCAAUGCAAAUAUUUGACUUCUACGAUAACUAUAGGCUUGGGUUUGAGGACCGAAUUGGCGCAAUCUUACUCAAGCUUUCCCAGAAAUCAUAACUAUAUAAACGUUUGAUUGGUUUAAACGUAAGUCUUUAUA
This is a messenger RNA of Selaginella moellendorffii, 868 nucleotides long. Its product is annotated as cyclin-C1-1. Gene Ontology annotation, cellular component: nucleus; mediator complex. Lineage: Eukaryota; Viridiplantae; Streptophyta; Lycopodiopsida; Selaginellales; Selaginellaceae. Gene Ontology annotation, biological process: positive regulation of transcription by RNA polymerase II. The transcript is spliced from 9 exons. The record is from RefSeq and is a predicted model, not a curated record. Bases 70 to 828 code for a protein of 252 amino acids. Gene Ontology annotation, molecular function: cyclin-dependent protein serine/threonine kinase regulator activity.